UGCGGAUCGCAUCAGCUGGUUGUUUGCCUGGUUAACUAACUGGAAGUGCCAGUCUUAUUUGGAAACCAGACGGACGACGCACAACUCGCAAUUUGUCACACAUUAAACAACAAAAAAAAGUACUAAACAAACAUAAGUAGAACAAAAAAAUAACAUAAAAGAAACAUUCGCAAGUGAUUUUUUUUGUUAACAUUAAGACGUAGUGAAUAAAACAUAUUCCAAAAAUAUCAGAAAGAGAUCUGAAGAAGAGUAAAACAAAGUGUUAAUAAAAAUUCCAAUUGAAAUAAAACACAGAACAAGAACUAGCACUAUUGGAAUAAAAAUUAAAGUCUUUGUUCUAAAAGAAAAAAACACAAGAACAAAAACAAAUUUGUUACAAAAAAAUAACAAUACAUACCUAUUAAUUUUAAAAAUAAUUCCUAUUAAAUUCAAGUAAAAAAACGUUUUAAUUUGGAAUGGAAUUUUUAAGUAGAGAACCACUAAUCGUAAAAAACACUACCACAAUAGCUGAUGAAAUUUCCCUACUGAACUUCAAGAUCGGUAACAAUUUAUAGCGGUGUUUGAAUUUCAAAUAUAAAAGCAAAUAUUGAAAAAGUGACAUCAUUAUUAUCAACGACAGAACAACGCUCUCCAUAAAUUCGUUACAUUUAACCGGAAAAUUUUGCAAAAGUAGAAUUUUUUUGUUUGAACCGCUGUUUUAAUUUAUUUAAUUUGUUUAAGGAAAUCCAAGGCCAGCUUUUGUUAAUACGCCCCAAUAAUAUAUAAUUUACACUCUCACUCAUACAACGGAAGUGAAAAGUGAAAUAUCAGCAACAAAAACAAAAAUAUACAACAAAUUGACAAACAUUGACCGAGCGAUCGAACGCCUUAACUCGAACAAAUUGUUAAAAAUUUAUUGCUAAAAUCCAAUAAAAAUGUUUAAAAAGUGAACAUAAAUUAAAAUAAAUUAUAAAAAUAUUUAAAGAAAGUGAAUUUGUUUAUUUUCGUUUUCCUGUUGCAACAAAGUAUUUUUUAUUACCACCAAAGUUAAUUUUUACGUGCCAAAUUAUUACCAUCAAUAAUAACAAAUAAAUCCUCAAUAUGAAACCUCAACCGAAAAAAGUUGCUCCCGAUGGCGGCUGGGGAUGGGUGGCUUGUUUUGGUGUCAGUUUAGUCAAUUUGGCCACACGUUCAAUAGAACCCUCGUUUGGUCUAUUGUUCGGUGAUUUAUUACGUGAUCUCAAUGUGGGUACCACUGGUGCAGCUGUGAUUAUUAGUACCUUAGAUGUAUGUAUGAAUUUUUCGGGCCUUUUUGUGGGGCCCUUACUAAAGGAGUUCUCCUAUCGCAAAGUAGCCAUUGCCGGUUCACUGCUUUGCGCUCUGGGUUUGGCGUGUACAAGCCCGGCGGCGAGUAUGGCCCAUAUAAUUGGGACAUAUGGUGUUUUAAAUGGCAUUGGUGUGGGUUUAGCAACUUCUGCGGCGUUUGUGGCAUUAAAUCAUUAUUUUAAAUAUAAACGUGGUCAGGCUGUGGGAUUAUCGAUGGCCGGUACCGCAUUGGGUAUGUUGAUUAUGCCCCAGCUGGUAAGAGUUCUAUUGGAAGCUUUUGGUUUUCGUGGAGCUGUAUUAUUAUUAGCUGGCGUGGCCUUAAAUGCCACCGUGGGUUCGGUGUUAUUACAACCGGCCAAGUGGCAUAUGAAAGAUGAAAAAAUCGAUGAAGAAAUGAUAGUCAUCGCAGCUACAGCCCCACCAGAAUUUAAGGUUAUCCAAGAGGACGGCACCGAAGAAGAUGCUCUACCCGAAAUGAAUACUUUGCUCUUCCACAAACACAAUCAUCAGCAGCAGCAAAUGCGAAAGAAUUUCUCCGAAAUGAAUAUGAACACUAUGGUGGGCUCCAGACUGGGCCUGCCCAAGAGACCAACAUUUCCCCGCAUUAUGUCUUUGGCUGGUGUACAAUCGGCUGCUAAUGGUUAUGCCUCAAAUAGUGAUGUUAAUAUGACUUUAAGAAAUCGCAAACAAUCGGUUACUUCCAACUUGUCUUAUAUGGAUUUUACUGGUUCCAUUUUACAAGUACACAUGAAUGUGGGUGAUGAUGAAUUCGAACAAAAUGAUCGUGAGCUGAAGAGAGUUAGCACGGCGACGGGAGCUUUUGGUAAUGCCCACCGUGAUUCUUUUAUUAAAAUGAAACCGACCGAAUUGGAAAAAGCCACCGAAAUUGCAGCUGCUGAAAAACAAGCUGAAAAGAAACCUGGUUUUUGGACGAGAUUUGCUGAUCUUAUGGAUGUGGACUUGCUAAAAGACAAAAUGUUCCUGAAUAUACUCUUCGGCUUAUCGAUAUUUUAUGUGGCCGAAAUGAAUUUCAAAAUGGUGACACCAUUCUUCUUUGCCAAUUUGGGUUAUAAUAAAGCCGAUGUGGCCUAUUGUUUGUCCAUUACCGCUAUUACCGAUAUUGCUGCUCGUAUUGUUUUGCCGCCCAUAUUCGACCGUACGAAUAUUAAAAAACGUACCGUGUUCUUGGUAUCCAUUAUAUUUGUGGCCAUAACCAGAUCAAUUAUGGCCGAACAAACAGAAUGGAGUCAACUAAUGAUUUGGCUGUCAAUCUGUGGUUUCUUCAGAGGUUCAGCACUCAGUAAUUUUACACUUACAGUUUCUGAGUACUGUUCUCUGGAGAAAUUACCUUCAGCCUUCGGUUGGCAUUUAGUAGGUAAAGCUGUAUUCGUUAUAUGUUUUGGUCCCCUAAUCGGACUCAUACGUGAUCUUACCAAUAGUUAUCCCAUUUGUAUUCAUGCUCAAAGUGUUUGUAUUCUCUUGUGUGGUGUGGCCUGGACCAUCGAAUAUUUCAUUGAAUACAUGCAACUGAGAAAGUCGAAAAAAGCAGCAGCAGCUGAAGCUGCAACAGAUAAUAAUGCUCCCGAUAUAAGUUACAAACAAUAGUAGCUUUCGUUAUUAAAUUAAAACUUUUUUUUUAAUAAAUAAUAAAGUAUAUUAGACCAAUUUCUAAUUUUUAUACAAAUAUUUAUAACUAUACAUAUGUACAUUCAAAUACAAUAAUACAUUUACAAUACAUAUAAUUUAUAUAUACCUAAUGUAUCUAUAAUAUGUAACAAAAAUAUAUUGAAAAAAUGACAUAUACUUAAAUUUUGAAAAGGCAAAUUAUCUAUAUAUUUAUUUUCGAUAUCUUUAAAAUUGAAUUAUUUUGUAUACACUUGUAUUUGUAUUUAUGUUUUGUACUUUUAUGUUUAAUAAGAAAAUAUCAUAAGAAAUUUACAAAAAAACAAAUUAAAACGAACUUAUAUGUGAUAGUUCAAAAUUUUAAUUAAUUUAAGUUUAGUGAAUAUGAAUAUUUAUAUAACAUUUACAACAAAAACCCAACAUUAUAUAUUAAACUAACUGUAACAAGUUUUUAUUAUGAUAUUAAGUAAAAUUGUAAUGUUUACUUAUUAUUAUCCUGAAUGUCACUAGAAAUCGGUGACCAGUCUGAAUAUUUAUGUUAAUGUUUGUUUAACAUUCACAUUUAAUAACGAUAAAAAUACAAAAUUUUUCGAUAUUUUAUUAUUUUCUUUAUAUUAAUUAUUAUUAUUUAAUUAAAAAAAAAAACAUUUGCCAGUACUUGUACUUAUAUAAACAAAAAACUUACUUUAGUAUUUCGGACAUAAAUCCUUAUAUUUAGUUGUUUAAUUAACAUUUAAUUUUAAUAUAAGCUAGAGUUUAAUACUUUUUUUAAGGACUUACUAGGCUAUAACUUAAUAAAUGUAAAAAAAUAUAUGAAAUUUUGGCCGGUUUAUUUUAAUACAAAACUAAUAAUACCAUUUAUUGAAAUUUGGCAAAUUAUACGACAAUAUUUGUUAUUACAAAAAGGCCUUAAACCGACAAAUAUACAUAUUAAACAUAUAAAAAGUGUCUUACAUAAUUUCGAUGUACAAUUGUUACUACAACUAUUAGGUUUAAAAAAAAAUAGUGUAUAUUUAACAAAACUAAAAAUUGAAAAAAAAUAAAUACAAAAACAAUUAAAAACAA
Molecule: messenger RNA, 3993 nt
Organism: Lucilia sericata (common green bottle fly)
Lineage: Eukaryota; Metazoa; Arthropoda; Insecta; Diptera; Calliphoridae
Exons: 4
Coding region: 1081-2910 (609 amino acids)
Biological process (GO): transmembrane transport; monocarboxylic acid transport
Molecular function (GO): monocarboxylic acid transmembrane transporter activity
Source: RefSeq, a predicted model, not a curated record